Molecule: messenger RNA, 927 nt
Organism: Achroia grisella
Lineage: Eukaryota; Metazoa; Arthropoda; Insecta; Lepidoptera; Pyralidae
Gene: Coq4
Product: ubiquinone biosynthesis protein COQ4 homolog, mitochondrial
Exons: 3
Coding region: 141-881 (246 amino acids)
Biological process (GO): ubiquinone biosynthetic process
Cellular component (GO): mitochondrion; mitochondrial inner membrane
Source: RefSeq, a predicted model, not a curated record
ACCUGGAUCUGACAAAAAUAUGUCAAUCAAAUAUUUUCUAUUUUGAUUUUUAUCAGUUUAUUUAUAGAAUAUUAGAAUACUAUAGUUAUAACAUACAAAUUAUCGGCUAUUCGUGAUUAUAAAGAGCUAUAAAUAUUAUCAUGCGUAUAAUUACGAUAGUACGAAGAUGGAGUUCUACUACAUCAUAUAACAGUUUUGCCGAAGAACUACAAAAAAAUUUUAUUCCAACAAACACACUUCAACGCACUUUGUUAUCAUGUGGAGCCGCACUCGUUUCUCUUUUGAACCCUCAUCGUGGCGACAUGAUUGCUUGCCUUGGUGAGGUUACUGGAGAUACUGCUUUGAAACACAUGCGACAAAAAAUGCUCGAAACUUCAGAAGGUGAGAAUAUAUUAAAAGAAAAGCCUCGAAUUAAUUCUAAGACUGUCUCAUUUGAUAAAUUGUCCCAGAUGCCAGAGAAUACCAUAGGUCGUGUUUAUGCUGAUUUCAUGAGAGAUAAUAAUAUUACUGCGGAUUCGCGACUACCGGUGCAAUUCAUAUCCGACCCCGAGUUGGCCUUUGUUAUGCAGCGCUAUAGAGAGGUCCAUGAUCUGGUUCAUGCAACAUUAUUUAUGAAAACAACGAUGCUGGGAGAGGUAGCAGUAAAAUGGGUGGAGGGUAUCCAAACUAAACUACCAAUGUGUAUUAAUGGAGGAAUUUGGGGUGCUGGACGACUAAAGCCUAAGCAUAGACAACUUUAUCUAAAAUUUUAUUUACCAUGGGCAAUAAGGACUGGAAGUAAUGCAAAAUUUUUGCAAGGAAUAUAUUUUGAAAAAAGAUGGGAGCAGAACAUUGAAGAUUUCCACAAAGAGAUGAACAUUGUUAGAUUAAACUAUAAAUAGUUUAUUAAAAAAUAUAGUUAAAUUAUUUAGACUUGAUGCAAUUAGA